Messenger RNA from Perognathus longimembris pacificus (Pacific pocket mouse), 2000 nucleotides. It is a transcript of the gene Btnl9, whose product is annotated as butyrophilin like 9. The transcript is spliced from 11 exons. The record is from RefSeq and is a predicted model, not a curated record. NCBI's taxonomy places the organism in Eukaryota, Metazoa, Chordata, Mammalia, Rodentia, Heteromyidae. Gene Ontology annotation, cellular component: external side of plasma membrane. Gene Ontology annotation, biological process: regulation of cytokine production; T cell receptor signaling pathway. Gene Ontology annotation, molecular function: signaling receptor binding. The coding region runs from base 231 to 1889 and encodes 552 amino acids.
CGUAUUCUCCCUUUCCUAAAGCAUAGGACUUUGUGUCUGUUCCUCUGGUUUGUGGACCUAAUGUUUUUCCAUGUCAGGCUGUGGUUCAGUCCUAGUAAAGAAGGGAGAAUAAAAAUGCAUCUGAAGCCCGGCACCAGUGGCUCAAGCCUAUAAUCCUAGCUACUCAAGAGACUGCGAUCUGAGGAUCACAGCCAAAGCCAAGAAAGUGUGGCCCUUGUUGCUGAGGACAGAUGGCGGAUUUCCCAGGAUCCCUGGAAUUCUUGAAGCGAGUUCUCCUCCCCAGCAGUGCCUUCUUCCUUACCUACCUUCUCUUCUUGCCUCAGCCUGGGCAGGUGAACUCAGAGGAGGUCAAGGUGGUAGGCCCCGAGGAGACCAUGCUGGCCCUGGUCGGGGAGGAGGUGGAGUUCCCCUGCCAUCUGUCCCCGUACCGGGACGCGGAGCACAUGGAGAUCCUCUGGUUCCGGGGCGCGGCCUCGGACGUGGUGCACCUGUACCCGGAGGGGCCGGGGCUCGGGGCCCAGCAGACCACGCAGUUCCACAACAGAACCCGACUGGUCACCGACGGGAUCGCGGACGGCAGCGUGAGCCUGCACCUGCGCGGCGUCCUGCCCGCCGACGAGGGCGCCUACGGCUGCCGCUUCCUCUCCAGCGACUUCUCGGGGGAAGCCGUCUGGGAGCUGGAGGUCGCCGGACCUGGCUCAGACCCUCGCAUCUCCCUCGAAGGCUUCAAGGAAGGAGGCAUUCACCUGAAAUGCAGCUCCAGCGGCUGGUACCCCAAGCCCAAGGUUCAGUGGAGUGGCCCCCAGGGCCAGUGCCUCCCUCCAGAGUCGGAAGCCAUCAUCCAGGAUGCCCAGGGCCUGUUCAGUUUAGAAACGUCUGUGGUUGUCCGGAAGGGAGCCCAUCGCAGUGUGUCCUGCUCCAUCUACAACCCUCUCCUGGUCCAGAAGAAAGAGUUGGUGCUCCAGAUAGCAGACAUGUUCUUACCCGGCACAUCCCCCUGGAAGAGGGCAUUCCUUGGGACCCUGGUGGCACUGCUGCUCCUCCUGGUCCUCCUUGCCAUGCUGGCAUUGCGCUACUUUCGCAAGCAGCGGCAGUCCCAAGCAAAGGCAAAGAAGCAGGCGGACAAGGAACGAGGAAAACUGACGGCACAGCUGGAGAAGCUUCGGACAGAGCUGGACUGGAGAAGAGCUGAAGGCCAGGCUGAGUGGAGAAUGGCCCGACAAUAUGCAGUGGACAUCACCUUGGAUCCCGCCACGGCGCACCCCAGCCUGGAGGUGUCCGAGGACGGCAAGAGCGUGUCCUCGUCCCGCGUGGACACGGCGGGGGGGACCCCGAGCCCCGCCGCCGCCGCCGCCGGCGCGGGCGACCCCGGGCGGUUCACGGAGCAGACGUGCGUGCUGAGCCGGGAGCGCUUCCCCGCGGGCCGGCACUACUGGGAGGUGCACGUCGGGGCGCGGGGCCGCUGGUUCCUGGGCGCCUGCCUGGAGGGCGUGGCGCGCCGCGGGCCCGCGCGCCUGAGCCCCGCCGGCGGCUACUGGGUGAUGGGGCUGUGGAACGGCUGCGAGUACUUCGUCCUGGACCCCCACCGCGUGGCGCUCGCCCCGCGCCUGCCCCCGCGCCGGGUGGGCGUCUUCCUGGACCACGAGGCCGGGCGGCUGUCCUUCUUCAACGCCUCCGACGGCUCCCACCUCUUCACCUUCCACCACACCUUCCCCGGGCCCCUCCGCGCCUACGUCAGGCCCCGGGCCCACGACGGCAGCCGCCAUCCCGACCCCCUGACCCUCGUGUCCUCCGGGCCGGCCGGGGCCGCACGGGGUCCCCAAGAAGAGGACGGUGACGCCUGGGUCCAGCCCUGCGAGCCCCCGGACCCCUCGCCGGGCCUGUGGUGAGGGGGGCUCCCCUGCGUUCAGGAACGAAUCCCAGAGACGGGCCUGAGCGACCAGCGCUUCCCUGCUUUCUCUAGAGAAGACAGAUCGAUAGGUGAUAGAUUGAUCGAUAGG